Messenger RNA from Chiroxiphia lanceolata (lance-tailed manakin), 1517 nucleotides. RefSeq names its product proteasome 26S subunit, non-ATPase 14 (gene PSMD14). NCBI's taxonomy places the organism in Eukaryota, Metazoa, Chordata, Aves, Passeriformes, Pipridae. Gene Ontology annotation, cellular component: proteasome regulatory particle, lid subcomplex. The record is from RefSeq and is a predicted model, not a curated record. Bases 263 to 1195 code for a protein of 310 amino acids. Gene Ontology annotation, biological process: proteasome-mediated ubiquitin-dependent protein catabolic process; protein deubiquitination. Gene Ontology annotation, molecular function: protein binding; proteasome binding; metallopeptidase activity. The transcript is spliced from 13 exons.
GAAGCUCCUCCCCGCGGGCCGCGGGGCCGGAAGCCGCCGCCGGGUGCCCUGUGAACCGGGAAGGGCUCGGUUUGAAUGAGAUCCGGCUGAUUCACCGCGGCCCGGGCGGCUCCGGCCCAGAUUGAAGGAAACAUUAUCAAAAUACCUUUGCUGACUUUGGAAGGAAAGGAGGAAAGAGACUUACUGGUGUCAUCUUUACAGUCAAAAAGUGGGAGCUGCUGCCACAUUUGAUCUGUGAUCGCUCCUGCUAAGCACCAGAAAUAUGGAUAGACUUCUGCGGCUGGGAGGAGGUAUGCCUGGGCUCGGACAGGGGCCACCAACAGAUGCUCCUGCAGUUGAUACAGCAGAACAGGUUUAUAUCUCUUCCCUUGCACUGCUGAAAAUGUUGAAGCAUGGUCGUGCUGGUGUCCCUAUGGAAGUCAUGGGUCUGAUGCUUGGAGAAUUUGUUGAUGAUUAUACUGUGAGAGUGAUUGAUGUUUUUGCAAUGCCACAGUCUGGAACGGGUGUCAGUGUGGAAGCAGUGGAUCCUGUAUUUCAAGCAAAAAUGUUGGAUAUGCUGAAACAGACAGGAAGACCUGAGAUGGUAGUUGGUUGGUAUCAUAGUCAUCCUGGCUUUGGCUGUUGGUUGUCUGGUGUAGAUAUCAAUACCCAGCAGAGCUUUGAGGCCUUAUCAGAAAGAGCUGUUGCUGUGGUGGUGGAUCCCAUUCAGAGUGUAAAAGGAAAGGUUGUUAUUGAUGCCUUCAGAUUGAUCAAUGCUAAUAUGAUGGUCUUAGGACAUGAACCAAGACAAACAACUUCAAAUCUGGGUCACUUAAACAAGCCAUCUAUCCAGGCACUAAUUCAUGGACUAAACAGACAUUACUACUCCAUCACCAUCAACUACAGGAAGAAUGAACUAGAACAGAAGAUGUUGCUAAAUUUGCAUAAGAAGAGUUGGAUGGAAGGUUUGACACUUCAGGACUACAGUGACCACUGCAAACUCAAUGAAACAGUAGUGAAGGAGAUGUUAGAAUUAGCUAAGAAUUACAACAAGGCUGUUGAGGAAGAAGAUAAGAUGACACCUGAACAGCUGGCAAUAAAAAAUGUUGGCAAGCAGGACCCCAAACGUCAUUUAGAAGAGCAUGUGGAUGUGCUGAUGACCUCAAACAUUGUCCAGUGUUUAGCUGCUAUGUUGGAUACAGUUGUAUUUAAAUAACCAAUUUACCAUUUGUGAUGCUUUCUGUGUAUAUUUGUUUAUUGUUUCUAAUACUCACAAAACAGAGACUGUUGAGGCUCUAUUUGAUUAAACAGAGACAUCUGACUUUUGCAAUGUAAGCGCAUCACUAUAACACCUUUCAGUCUCUAAUUGUGCAUUUGCUUCAAUUUCUUUAUGUCAGGGUCCUCACAGAUUACAAAGUAUUCAAGAACACCACGUGGGCAAAAAUGUAUUACAUUUUCAUUUAAUAUUUGGGGGGAAAAUCAGUAAUACAUAUAUAUUUUGAUUGUUGCAACUUAAUAAAAAUACAUUUACAAACCUG